AUGCGUCUAGACGUCAUUGAGCAAGCGCGAGCUCUAUUGAGCACGUCUCCAUUUAACAACCUCAGAUGGUAUAUCUCUCAAGCAUACCUCCCACCUAUGAAUCUCAGUCGGAAUGCGCCAUCACCACCCCCACCCGGUCAUUCGUCUCAUUUGAACCUGUUGGCGGUUACCCCUGAAUCGUAUCGCUCAUUGGAAACAAUACACACUUUCCCAUUGGGUGCGCUCUCGGAGAAAGUGAUUGAAUUCGUGGAUAUUUACGUUCCUGCAUAUCCAUUGGAUCAAAAUGAAAACGAUGACGCCGAAAGUGUUACCGUUCCUUGUCCCCCUCAUUUUACUGGUGGAGCCCCUACGGUUAGAUUACCUGCAAGGGUCAAAGAUGUCUACCAAUGGGUGUAUACAUAUCCGUUGCAAACUGCGCAGUGUAUUGUUCACCAAAUGUGGCCCGAUACUUUCGACUAUACUUUCGAUUUCGAGAAUCGCGAAGAGAUAGACCAAGAGAUUUUCUUUUCAGUUUCAUGGACUGAUGCAGCUACCCCGCUGUCGACCAAAACUCCUCAUCCUUCCGUCGCUGUCUUCGUGCAACCGCCUUGGAUUCUGUCCCCAAAAGAUUUCGCAGUUUUCACGCAGUCUCAGACGUUCCCUCGUGUCCAUGAUUCCUCAGAGACGCCGUUAUUUCGCUAUGAUUGCAAACAGCGGCUGUGGGCCAAGGUUUGGGAUGAAUGUUUCAGAAGAAAAUCUCCCUGGUUCGUCAUAACUACCUACUGGGGUUGGGUAUUCGGGGCGUUUUCCAGAGGAUGGACUGUCGGCUUUGUCAGUGAAGUAAUUCCCGCAAACUUUAAAGCUCCCACUGUCCUCGAAUCAUUGGUAUUCUGGCUUGGGUCCGCAAUGAACAAGCCGGGCGGCUGGCGAAUUCCUGAGGUACCAGAACCUGUUGACAAUAUCAAUAUGGAAGUCAGGAUUCUGAUUCCUGAAUCCCAUACAGUUAUGGAGGAGAUCGCACCGUCGGAGUCAGAUUGGGAUGCAAGGAGUAAUGCUCGCUUCUCCGUCAGUGACAACACAAGUGAUGUAGAUGAGGACGAGGCGAUCGUAUACAAGUGCCUUGUCGGCGACGUGGCGGAGACUAGCACCCCACUGGCAAACGCAUUUGCAACGACACGUAGUCGGGUAAAGGUUCAUUCACGUAUUAAGACAUGGGCCCAGGGUGUAUAUCCAUCUUAUGAAGAUGGCCCCUUACGACCUCCAUCCCCAACACUCUCUGACUGUACCCAAUCGUCUGGAUCGACCGUUCUCGAUUUCAGCUCGGAGGAGAGACGCGAGGGUCAGUGGCUCGCUUCCAAUACAACGGAAAGACGGGACGACUACGAUCAAUAA
Fibroporia radiculosa is the source of this 1371-nucleotide messenger RNA. RefSeq lists its product as uncharacterized. Bases 1 to 1371 code for a protein of 456 amino acids. The record is from RefSeq and is a predicted model, not a curated record. The transcript is spliced from 8 exons. NCBI's taxonomy places the organism in Eukaryota, Fungi, Basidiomycota, Agaricomycetes, Polyporales, Fibroporiaceae.